AAGUCAGUAUCCCGGCAACCCCCACGCAGCAAGGACCUUGAAGUGUGUCGUUUGUGCAGUGUGAUGCAGGUAUAUCAAACAGCCUGGUCAGGAUUUGCAAACAGUGUUGCUGCAAGACCUUCCACACCCAUUGGUCUGAGUCAGCCCAGCAAUGUCGUGCCCCACAGAUGAGUAAAUCAGGCAGUGCCCCGUGGUGGGUGGUAGUGACGGGCGCCUCGCAGGGCUUCGGGGCAGCGAUCUGCAGCGAGCUGGCCCCGCUGCUGCCACCGGGCUCAAGGGUGCUGGGCCUGGCGCGCUCCCAGCAGGGUCUCGCCACCACGGCAGCCGCGGUCACCAAGGCCAAUCCCGCUGUCACGUUCAGCCCAGUAGUGAUGGAUCUUGGAAUAGCCACGACGCAGGACUACGAGGCAACCCUUAAGAAGUACCUCGGGGCAGACCAGUCCACUCCGCCCUCCCAGGCCUUUAUCUUCCACAACGUCGGGUCCCUGGGCGACCUCAAAUAUCUUGCCGACAUGGAUGACCCGACCUACCUCUCCUCCUACUUCAACCUCAAUAUUGGCUCGGUGAUCCUGCUCAACGCUGCUUUCAUGAGACUCAUCUCGGCAAUAUCUGGCAAAGUGACAGUCAAGGUCAUACACGUCUCUUCCUUGUGUGCCGUGGAGCCCUUCAAAAGCUGGGGCCUCUACUGCACUGGCAAGGCUGGUAGAGAUAUGCUCUUCAGGGUGCUGGCUGCCGAGUAUCCAGAUAUCAGAGUGCUUAACUAUGCUCCUGGGCCUCUGGAUACCAACAUGCAGGUCGAGGGUCGCACCCUCACUCGAGAUGAAGAACUCCGUAAGCUUAUGUCGUCCAUGAAGGAGGAGGGAAAGCUGGUCCCCUGCGACGCCUCGGCCAAGAAACUGCUGCAGAUCAUACAGAAAGAUGAAUUCAAAUCAGGCGAGCACAUUGACUUCUUCGAGGUCUGACGCCGCUCUUAAUCUUAAUCUUGACAGUGGCAUGGUUUCUCCACUGUCAUCUAUAUCGGCAUCGCCAGCAGCAAAAAGAAAGAAGAAACAAGAAAAGAAACGAUAAUCAGCAAUAGAAUGUUAUUCUCUACAUCUGCCAUGUCAUAUUCUUGAUAUUGCCAUAAUCAUCCCUUGCCUUUCCACACAGUCCCAGCACACACACACACACACACACACACACACACACACACACACACACACACACACACACACA
Portunus trituberculatus (swimming crab) is the source of this 1215-nucleotide messenger RNA. RefSeq names its product sepiapterin reductase-like. The transcript is spliced from 5 exons. Gene Ontology annotation, molecular function: sepiapterin reductase (NADP+) activity. Gene Ontology annotation, biological process: tetrahydrobiopterin biosynthetic process. The coding region runs from base 168 to 962 and encodes 264 amino acids. NCBI's taxonomy places the organism in Eukaryota, Metazoa, Arthropoda, Malacostraca, Decapoda, Portunidae. The record is from RefSeq and is a predicted model, not a curated record.